AUGGAUGAUCACGGUCUGGCCGACCAACUGGCGCUGCUUCGGUUGACGGACGCGGAAGAUCUGAAAGAAACCCUACGAGCCCGCCAGCGCGAAAGCCCAUACGCAGAAUGGAAGAACCUGGCGUUCCAAGCCACCACCGACGAAACACCGAUGGAGGGAUCGAACGAAGUCAUGGCUGAGCCGUUGGUCUACAAACCGCAGUACCAUGCACCGACAGAGAUCUUGAAGAAGAAGCCGAAACCGCGGAAGCUGAUGUUGAUCCAACCAUCACCCUGCGUGGGGACGAAGAUCGAAGAACCGGAGACAGGAGGCGGUGAACAACUAAAACCUGAACCGGAUGAUGCAGAUCACAUCGCCACAGAAGACAUGAGAGUAGGCCAGGAAGGGAUCGCACCGAGGGACCAGGCGGAUAAACCAGCUCAGAAGACCGGACCACCCGAAGCGCUGGUGAAGCCGGACAGGGAAGUCGACGACGACAUGGAUGUCGCCGUAUGUAAUCACGAGGGAGGAGACAUCUUCCCGGAAGACAUCGAAAACCACAUGGCGGUAUUGCAGGAAGCCACCAUGGGAGAAGUCAUGAUUGAAGAUAUCUGGGUGGAAAAUCCCGACGUGACGCCGGAAGAGUGCGAACGGCUACGUUGCAUCAUAGGGAAGGGGCGUCACCUCUUCAUCGAAGAUGGAAACGCACUGCCCCCCCCCGCUGCACAUGGAGCAAUCUGCGAUAUUGACGUCGGGAACGCGAAACCGGUAGCACAACGUUGCCGAAGAGUACCUCCACAGUUCCGUGAGAAGUUAUCCAUGCUCAUCAAGGGACUGCUGUCGGCGACGAUCAUCGCUCCAUCAAUCUCACCUUGGGCGUCACCAAUAGUGGACAUCAUCAAGGCCAACGGCGUGGAUAUCCGCCUCUGCAUCGAUUACCACGUGGGGCGAGUCGUGUUCUGUGGUGACUCCAACUUGGUGAUCCGCCCGAUGAUAGGCGAGAUCGACUAUUGGAACCAAAGUGCCGGCAAGCUCACCAGUGCCGCGUUGCAGCGUGAAGAAGGCGAGAUCGUGACAGCAGAGGGAGAACGGCAGGACUUGAUCACGCUGAACAGAUUGCACGAAAUGUUGCAACCAAUUCAGCAGAUCAAGCAAGCACAAGACGAGGAGAAGUGGAUCGUAGAUCUAAUGGCGUACCUGAAGGGUGACCAGAACGGUCUAUCGAAGGAAGAUGCGAAGACGUGCUCGAAGACCGCCGCAACGUAUGAAGUAGACGAAGACGAACUGUUGUUUUAUUGCCCGAGGGCCUUGACACAAGACGAAGCUCGCGACGAUGUCGUCACACUGGUCAUAUCCAUGGACAUGGACCACAUUCCGUCGCUACCGAAAUUCUAUAAAGGGAAGACGGAGUUACUGAUCUGGGCUGACCUGUUCACCGGAUACGUGAUGACCAAGGGUGAAUCAUUGCGGGGAGCCCAAGCGGUGGCGAAAACUACGAGAAGUGUGUCUUCAGGCGGUUCGGCCCAAGUGAAGUACUCAGGCACGAUCGGGAACCGGGAUUCAUGGAAGAUUUUUUUCCGCGGGUUUAAUCCGAUUGUGAAAGCGCUGAGGAUGUAUGUCUCCGACGUCAAUCAACAGGACUGGGAUGACUACGCCGAACAUUUGACGUUUGCCCUCAACACGGCGCAAGAUCGGGUGCAGAAGGACACCUCCUUUUAUCGGGUGCAUGGGUGGGACGCAAGAUCAACGCUGGAGGCGACGCUCCUUAUCGGAUCCACAAGGCGGAAAGACAGCGACGCCCACCGGUGGAGCACGGUAGAGACUAGUGAGACAGAAUACCGCAUUUUCCAUGUGGUGCACCUGUCGAAGUUGAAGCUCGUGAAGGCGAUCCCCGACCGCCCAACAUACACACUGCUGGCCGAGGAAGGAGGCCGAGUCGACUUCGAUGAAGCUCUACUUCCGGAGGACAUCUGGAAGACGCCUUUGGACGAAGCCGAAUUCGGGGUGGAACGGAUCGCCGACGUGAGAUCUGGACUCCGCUAUCCCGAACCCACGUGGGUGGACGAGGCUGACCUCAACUGUGGGGCGCUCUUGGCUGAGUUUGAACGAACUCAAACGAACCGUAGUCGGUUCAACGUCAUGCAGUCGCACAAAGAGGCGUCGGACAACCUUUAA
Messenger RNA from Phytophthora megakarya, 2154 nucleotides. Lineage: Eukaryota; Oomycota; Peronosporomycetes; Peronosporales; Peronosporaceae. The record is from the annotation of a GenBank genome assembly.